GGUAGUAAUACCGAACCGGUUUGAGCUCCUUCCUUUUACAAUCCCCACUAUUUUUUAAAGUUCAUCUUUAAUCUGCAGAUGAUAUGGGGUGCUCGACAGUUUGCCUAACGAACCGUUAUCAUUCAUUUAGAUGAGAGCACGCUGGCGUAUCGAACAUGUUUUCCUUCGAUAACAGUUUUUGGUCCAUCUUCACCUUGACACUCGUUGGUAUUUGCUGUGGUAGUCCGGUAUUGAAAUCGGGGCCGGGCAUAGAAAUUCUUCCGGCUGCUUUUUCUGACGGAAAUGGACCAAAUUACGUUGUAGUGAAUGAUGCAAGCAAACAACCAUCACCCGCACCUGUAGUAGGGGUACGAUCGCAAGCACCAGUAUUUAUUCCAAACCAACGAUCGAGUGUUUAUCAACCAGCACCCGCGCAAGUGCAGUAUCAGCAACCCCAGCCGCAGCCCGUUCAAUAUCAAGAGCUUGAGCAAUCAGAAGAGAUCCAGUACGAAGAACAGGAGAAUCAGUAUCAACAGAAUCAGUAUCAAGAGCCACCGGCACAACAAAUUCAGUAUCAACAACCGCAACAAUUUCAGUACCAACAACCAACAUAUCAGCCGCAGUCGACGCGAUAUUAUUCGCCGCAACGUGUGCAGUACGCGCAACCGGAAUAUACGUAUUCACCUUACAUUCGCGCUGCUAGUCGUCGACCGGAUGCACAAUAUUCGUCUCCCGGUAAGUAUGUCCGUAUGGUAUGCUUCAUAUUGCUCCAUCGAUUAAAAUGUUUCGUAACACGAUUCCCGCGGUAUAUCCCUGUACCGAAACACAAAACUUGUUUGGUCCAUUACGACCGCAGCAAUCCAACGCAGCAGUUUAGUCGCUCAAUCUGGCAUUGGACACAACUGUACCUAUGCAAAUAUUUGUAAACUGUAGUUUUUUCAGUUAACUGUUCUCGCUUUUGCAUCUUUUGUUAUAACUAGGUGUUUUCGGUACUAUCGCACGUGCAUUCGGUUUGAACAGUGGAAGCAGCUCUAGGCGGACCUCUUCUUCCGGGCUGGGAUUUUUAGGCA
Messenger RNA from Anopheles funestus (African malaria mosquito), 1049 nucleotides. RefSeq lists its product as uncharacterized. The record is from RefSeq and is a predicted model, not a curated record. The transcript is spliced from 3 exons. Lineage: Eukaryota; Metazoa; Arthropoda; Insecta; Diptera; Culicidae. The coding region runs from base 156 to 905 and encodes 249 amino acids.